CUCCCACUCUAUCUCUCGGUGUUUUAUGUCUGCGUCACAACAAGUCGGUCGAGAAAGAGGCAGGGAUGAUGGCGUCUCUCGCGGGUUGAUUCUCGUGCUGCUCUGACAAACACGCCUAAUAGCAUCAAUAGGUGGAGAAACGAGAGCAAAGGCAAGGGAACAUGACGAAACGACGUCGCGGAGGACAGACAGACCGAGGGAAAGACGGACGUACCGACGGUGUCUCACUGACGACUUGACUGACAUACGCGCUUGGCACAGACACAUACAUGCACAUCCACUUUGGCACACACGUAGGCUUCACAUCCAACCGGCCAGUAAUUGAGACGAGAGGAAAACAGAAGAGAUAAAAUAUUUCAUGUCAAGCCGGCACAGGAAUCGCUGUGACCCCAACGGAGAGGAGUUCGACUUGACAGGAUGGGGGGAGUAAGUGAAGGGGAUGAUGUGUUAGCUCGAUGGAGUGAUGGACUACUGUACCUCGGUAAUGUGAAAAGAGUAGAUGGAGUCAAGCAGUGUUGUCUGGUGAGAUUUGAGGACAACUCGGAAUUCUGGGUCCUAAGAAAAGACAUUCACUCUUUCUCAGUUGGAGUGGAAGAGGUUUGCUGUGUCUGUGAUGCCCCGCCUCUUAAAGAACCUCUCAUCAAUUGUCUUAAAUGUCGUCACGGUUAUCAUCCUGAGUGCCACACUCCGUCCAUUGAGCCGGAAGCUGACAGCAAUUCUUGGAUAUGUCGGCAAUGUGUCUUUGCAGUGGCAACCAAGAGAGGGGGAGCCAUCAAACGAGGACGGUUUGCCCGGCUCAUGCAAAUCAUGAAACUUCGGCUGCCCUAUCAGCUGUCAUCUUUAGACUGGGACCCACAGCAUCUGACCAACCAGCAGCAGUGUUACUGCUACUGUGCCGGACCUGGAGAGUGGAACCUGAAAAUGUUGCAGUGUGGAAGUUGUGGUCAGUGGUUUCAUGAAGCUUGCACACAGUGUCUGACCAAGCCGUUGUUAUAUGGAGACAGGUUUUAUGAGUUCCAGUGCUCAGUCUGUGCAAGCGGACCAGAGACAAUUCAACGGCUACCCAUGAGCUGGGUAGAUUUGGCCCAUUUGGUGCUCUACCACCUCUCCUUGUGCUGCAAGAGAAAAUACUUUGAUUUCGACCAUGAAAUCAUGUCGUUUGCCAAUGAGAAUUGGGACUCUUUGCUUCUCGGCUCGCUCUCUGACACACCAAGGCAAGAUCGCUGCCACAAUCUGCUCAACGCUUUGAACUCCAACAAAGACAGGUUUGUCUCUGGUAAAGAGAUCAAGAAGAAGAAGUGUCUUUUUGGGCUCCAGGUCCGAGCUCCGCCUCCCCUGACCUCUGAUUCGUCUCCCCUCAUCACUGACCCGCCCAUCAACAUCACCCAAAGGAGAAGCCCAUUGUCACUGCCCUGCCAGAGGAGAGCGGUGGGGCCAGAGUCACGCAAAUCAAAGCGGCGCAUCAUGGAGACACAGCCUUGUCCGCCCCCGGUCCCAGCCACCCCAAUAGAUCUUGUGCCAUGUUGCCAUGGCUACGUAGGUGGAACUAACCUCUACAACUCCAGGAAGUCGGAGGAGGAGCUGAAUUUGGGCUCUCCACCUAAGCGGAUGUUUGCCCUGUAUCACCCCACCUAUAACGGCGCCCCAGCCAUCUCCAGAACCCUGCAUCACUAUAGUGCGGAAGAUCCUUGUCGAGUGCCGCCCCCCUGCCUCCCCUUCUCCCUGUCAUCCUCCCACCAUCACCACCACCACCAUCACAACCACCACCACCACCAGCAGCAGCACCACCAGCACCAGCCUGGCCAGAAGUUGGAUCCCUGCCCCUCCCUCCUGCUGCGUGACGUCCCUUCCUAUCCGGGCAGCGUGGGGGGAGGGGGCGGGGGGGAUGGGUCAGCUGUCAGGGGCUGGGGGGGUGGGGACGGGGUGAGGAUUUUGGCGAGGCGAGUAACGCCAGACGGGAAGGUCCAGUACCUCGUGGAGUGGGGGAACGUGAGUGUGUACUGA
Oncorhynchus mykiss (rainbow trout) is the source of this 2004-nucleotide messenger RNA. RefSeq names its product PHD finger protein 1. Gene Ontology annotation, biological process: negative regulation of gene expression, epigenetic. The record is from RefSeq and is a predicted model, not a curated record. Lineage: Eukaryota; Metazoa; Chordata; Actinopteri; Salmoniformes; Salmonidae. Gene Ontology annotation, molecular function: chromatin binding; DNA binding. Gene Ontology annotation, cellular component: nucleus.